CAGGCGGCCGGGCAGCAGAGUAGGGCCGGGCUGGGUGAGCGCACGGCCAUGGCCCCGUGGCUGCAGCUCUGCUCUGUCUUCUUCACAGUCAACGCCUGCCUCAACGGCUCCCAGCUGGCAGUGGCCGCAGGCGGCUCCAGCAGAACGCGGGGCGCCGACACCUGUGGCUGGAGGGGAGUGGGGCCGGCCAGCAGAAACAGCGGGCUGCAUAACAUCACCUUCAGAUAUGACAACUGCACCACUUACUUGAAUCCAGUGGGGAAGCACGUGAUCGCCGAUGCCCAGAACAUCACCAUCAGUCAGUAUGCUUGCCACGAUCAAGUGGCAGUCACCAUUCUUUGGUCCCCAGGAGCCCUUGGCAUCGAAUUCCUAAAAGGAUUUCGGGUAAUACUGGAGGAGCUGAAGUCAGAGGGAAGACAGUGCCAACAACUGAUUCUAAAGGACCCAAAGCAGCUCAACAGUAGCUUCAAACGAGCUGGAGUGGAAUCUCAACCCUUCCUGAAUAUGAAAUUUGAAACAGAUUACUUUGUAAAGAUUGUCCCUUUUCCUUCCAUUAAAAAUGAAAGCAAUUAUCACCCUUUCUUCUUCAGAACCCGCACCUGUGACCUGCUAUUGCAGCCGGACAACCUGGCCUGUAAACCCUUCUGGAAGCCUCGGAACCUCAACGUCACCCAGCACGGUUCAGACAUGCAGGUGUCCUUCGAUCACGCACCCCAUACCUUCGGCUUCCGUUUCUUCUAUCUUCAUUAUAAGCUCAAGCAUGAAGGACCCUUCAAGCGAAAGACCUGUAAACAGGAGCAAAAUACAGAGACAACCAGCUGCCUCCUUCAAAAUGUAUCUCCUGGGGAUUAUAUAAUUGAGCUGGUGGAUGACACUAAUAUGACAAGAAAAGUGAUGCAUUAUGCCUUAAAACCAGUGCAUUCCCAGUGGGCUGGGCCCAUCAGAGCUGUUGCCAUCACUGUGCCGCUGGUUGUCAUAUCGGCAUUUGCGACGCUCUUCACGGUGAUGUGCCGCAAGAAGCAGCAAGAAAAUAUAUAUUCACAUUUAGAUGAAGAGAGUUCUGAGUCCUCCACGUACAUCACAGCACUUCCCAGGGAGAGGCUCCGGCCACGGCCCAAGGUCUUCCUCUGCUAUUCCAGUAAAGAUGGCCAGAAUCACAUGAACGUUGUCCAGUGUUUUGCCUACUUCCUCCAGGACUUCUGUGGCUGUGAGGUCACUCUGGACUUGUGGGAAGACUUCAGCCUCUGCAGAGAAGGGCAGAGAGAAUGGGUCGUCCAGAAGAUCCACGAGUCCCAGUUCAUCAUCGUGGUGUGUUCCAAAGGCAUGAAAUACUUCGUAGACAAGAAGAACUACAAGCACAAAGGAGGCGCCCGAGGCUCGGGGAAAGGGGAGCUCUUCCUGGUGGCCGUGUCUACCAUUGCUGAGAAGCUCCGCCAAGCCAAGCAGAGCUCAUCCACGGCGCUCAGCAAGUUCAUCGCCGUCUACUUCGAUUAUUCCUGUGAGGGAGACGUUCCUGGCGUCCUGGACCUGAGCACCAAGUACAAACUCAUGGACCACCUUCCCCAGCUCUGCUCCCACCUGCAUUCCCAGGACCUCAGCCCCCAGGAGCCGGGGCUGCACCCCGGACGCAUUAGCAGGAAGAACUACUUCCGGAGCAAAUCGGGCCGCUCCCUAUACGUCGCCAUUUGCAACAUGCACCAGUUUAUCGACGAGGAGCCUGACUGGUUUGAAAAGCAGUUCGUUCCCUUCCAUCUCCCCCCACUCCGCUACCGGGAACCGGUUCUGGAGAAGUUUGACUCAGGCUUGGUUUUAAACGAAGUCUUGUGCAAGCCAGGGCCGGAGAGCAAGUUCUGUCUCAAGGCCGAGGCCGCCGGCUCCGGGGCGCCGGCCGACCCGCACUCUGAGGGCCCGGACGAAGACGCGGAGGCCGGGCCCGUUCCAGGCGCCAACGCGGUAAUGCGGCCCCUGCUGCACGCGGUGAAAGCUGCCGGCCCCUCGGACAUGCCACGGGACUCGGGCAUCUACGACUCGUCCGUGCCUUCGUCCGAGUUGUCCCUGCCCCUGAUGGAAGGGCUCUCCACGGACCAAACGGAGACGUCUUCGCUGACGGAGAGCAUGUCGUCCUCAUCAGGCCUGGGUGAGGAGGACCCUCCCGCCCUUCCUUCCAAGCUCCUCGCCUCUGGGGCAUGCAAAGCAGAACCUGGUUGCUGCAGCUACACUGGUGAACUCCACGCGGUCGCUCCUUUGUAACAAAACGAAGAGUCUAAGCAUUGCCACUUUAGCUGCCGCCUCACUCUGGUUCCCCAGCUCGUCUCUCUGGGUAUGUGGCCCACUUGGAGCUGAGGUCUCUUACAAGGAUAUUCAGAAUGAAAUUCUGGCCAGUACUUGCUGUCCUUGCCUCUCUUCUCUACCAGGUAUAUUGGCAGUCUCCAGUUUUCUGAAACCAUGUGGAGCUCUGAAAGGCAUGUCCAUUAUGCCUGACAGCAGCUUGCCAUGUUGGGUCAGACUGGAUUAGAGCCAAUUCUGAGAGGUAGGGAGGAAACAUGUAAAGAGAAACAGGAAAAUACCCACACUGAUUGUUCAGACUUAAUUUAUCUGUGCAAACUUUGCCUAUUCACUAUUGGCUACUUUGAUUUGAAAUGCUUUGUGGAAAAAGCACUUUUGAUGCCACUACAGCCACGGAAAUCAAGUGCCAGUCUCUCUGGAAUCCAUGUUGUUAUAGAUGAUGUUCUUUUCCAUUUUUGAUGUGGAAUUUAUGAUACCAUUUACAAUGCCAUGGGUGUUAAAAAAGCUCUGAGUCAAAGGUCAAGAAGGUGACUGAAUAUUCAAUCACCUUUCAUAAAAAUGAGUUUUUAUGUAUUAGCGGAUGGCAUAUCUGGCUGAGGAGGGAGCCGCAGGGCCAGGCUGACCAUCUAGACCGUUCUUUCUGAGAUGGGUUGGUCAACGUGCAGAAGGCACCAGGGCCACAUCUUGAUCUGAAUAGGCAUCAUGGAGGGGCCAGAUCUCCCUGUGAGGUUUCCCGUGGUUAUAUUUACUGUGCUGAAUCUCAGAUGUUGGUGCCUGGAAGUUUAUUUUUAAGAGGCUGAUACCCAACUGGGCUGUAUUACUGGAAGUUGUAAUUUUUGCUUUGGUUGGCCUCUGGUCUAAAGCUGUGUCCGGAAUGUUAGGGAUCAGAAUCCACUGACAUACGGCAGUAGGUGGAGGUGGUAGUCACUUAAUCUGCUGAACUUGUUUUGACUAACGACAAACCUCUUUUUAAGAAGGUGAAAAGGAAGGGAUUGUUACAAAGAUGAGAGUGCUCUUUGAGUACCAUCUUUGGAAGACAUGGGGCCUGAAAUCAUUAAAUUCUUGAAUCUUAAAGUACUCCCCCCACAGCCCAGCCUGUGAAUCAGGUUUCACUUUGUUUUUGUUGUACUUACCCAAUGAAAGAUUUGUCUCUUGUGCUCCAUUCUGCCAAAAAUACGUAUUGAGAACUUAAGAGGAAAGAAUUUGCUUUAAAAAGGAGAAGUAAAUGUUCUGUUUUUAUGAAUGACUUCUGUACAGAAUUUUUGUUUCCAAAGGGAAAAUACUUGUUCCCUCCUCCUCCCCAUGACCUUGAGGGGGAGUGAGUGUCUUUUUCCACCUUCUUCAUAGAUGCUGCUGGAUUUUGGCACCCUGUUUUCUUAGCACCCCUACCAGGGACCCUGGUUUUCACUGCUUCACCAAAUAGGACCAAUGUUAAGCGGGGACACUGAGAAACAUCCCAAGGCGGGGUGGGAAGUAGGGAGGGCAGGACUUUUCCUUCCAGGCUCAUGCCCAGCAGGUGGGGAAGGGAAGGUUUCUGCCCCUGAUGGAAAGAAGAGGUUUGUGUUUAUCUUUGAUGCAAAUGCCACACUCCCUGCUCUGUAAAGGCAGCUGGCGGCUUCUUGGGAGAAGAACGUGCUUGUCUGUUCUCUGGCAUCAAGUUUCCUGCAGCUGCUCUGAGGGAGAGACAAGUGGGCUGCAGAACUGUCUCCCCCAUAAAACCAGGCAUCUUGUUGGAGAAGAGAUGUUCCAUGUUGUCACCGUGGAAUCUGAGAUGAGCACAGAGCUCCUGCCCACACGUGACUGUCCUGCCAUUCCAUUGUUGGCAUAUGUUCUGUGAAGGAGAUUGGUCAGUCCUAUUACUGUACGAAAAUUCACUUUGGAACAUUUUCAGAGUGAUUUCUUAUUGAAGCCAAGAAAUGGUGCAUGCCCCAAAGGAACCAUUAGGUGCUGCCUUAGGAUAGAUACUCAACUUUGCACAUGAAAGGAGGCAUCUCUGAGAAAGUGGCCCCAGGGACAGCGUGGAGGACUGGAGAGGAAACAUCAACUGGGCUCCAUGAACGAGGGCAGAGAGCUUGCUAAAUAAACUCACUUAUUAUGAAAAUAGAAGGGAAAAUUGUGAUAGUCCAAAAAUCAGGUGAUGCUUUAGUUUGGAUUUAGGGUUUGGGUACUUAUUUUGAAAUACGAAUGAUUGUGAUAUUCAGCAGAAUCAAACUCUAUUUUACCAAGUAUUGAAACGACAGUAUGAAUGCCCAACUCUGAAUAGUUGAGGAGUUCAACUUCCCAGUUUUGCCAUAUUAGUUUCACUUUUUUUUUUUUAACCCUCCCCGUCUCAUGCCGGGAAUAAAACAUUUAUUUUAAGCAGAGCUGCAUUUUUGACUCAACAAAUGGAGUGGACAGUGAAAAUGAUAGGACAGAAUUCAGAUAAAGGUUCUGCCAAGUCACAGACUUUUAGACAUUGGGGAAACAAGAACUAGAAUAUAGGGAUGAUCUCAAUGAAAGGCCUUCAUCCUGAGAGUAAAAGGCUCUGUGGCUCUGAUGGUGUACAGGAGACCAGUGCAGGUAGUUGAAGUUAGGGAGCUAGUUGUUUAUCUUAACUCACCAACGCCCUACACAUCUGACGCAUCUGACACAUUAGCAUUUGACACAGUCAGCUUUGCUAAGAGAGUGACCAGGAGGUGAAAGCCCAGGAAAAGGUGUGUUCUUCUCUCAGGUCAGCUACAAGCAACAGGGACUACCUGGAUGGGCCCAGCCCAGUCAUACUGGGGCAGGAGUCCUCUAGAGGGCUGAGUCCUGGGCCUUUGAGGCAUAUUGCUCUCCAGAGAGAAUGAGAAGUCAUUCAGGUCCAGGCCCAGGUACUUAGGCGGGUGACCCAGCCAGGUAAUAGUAUUUUGAGCCCAAAAUGAGAUGGGGCAAUAAGUCAUCAGACAGAGUUUUUGAUUGACAUAUUAAUAAUAACUGAGGACAGUCCCAGAUCAGAAGUUCAAAAAAUGUCCUAGGCAAUGAUGACAUCGUUGGAAUCAAUAUAUAGUAAUUUAAGUUCAUGUAUGUUUGUCAAAAUUUAGUCGUGCUACUUUAUAGCUACUAGUGUCAUUUUUAAAAAACCCUAGUCUCAGGUUACCUCAUUUAAGCGCAAAUAAACAGGAAAACUGUCCCCCCAAAGUUGUGGGGUUAUGUGAUUUUCAGGACUUUUCCUUUUUUCAGAGUUGAGUAUCUUUUCCUUUAAAAGAGACAAAGGAAGGAAAAGGCUAUUUUAUUCCCGGAGAAGAAAUGUUGCACUUUCCUCCCUAAAGAGAGAAAACCCUGCAGUCCCCAACCACCUCAACACUAAUUUGGCUCUUUGGCUCUUUAUUGGAGGGAGGUGGACAAUGCCAAUGAGAAGAUUAUUAGCCUUUUCUUUUUUAUAUUGUUGGUAAAGAGUGCUGCUCUUAUUUAACAGGUGCUGUUCCUUCAGGGGGCCCCACUGUAGCAAGUGUAAUGAUAAAUAAGGUGUGAUGAUAAAUGGCAGUGACAUGCUCUCUCAGUGUCAGAGAGACAAUAGGGCAUAGUGGGGACUGUGGCAAAUGGACACCCGCUGUCCCACCUGCAGGGAGCAGCCAGUCCAGUCAGUUGCGACCAUGCAGUGUUUCCUGAUUGUCCCAUUUUUCAAGAGAACCUGAGAAUCUGGAUGUUUAUAUGAAAAAUUCUGAUUUUUUUUUUAGUAUUGGCAACUAAAUUUAAAAAAAUUUUUAAAUUGAAUUCAGGCCCAACGGGACAGAUGGGUGGACCUGAUUUGGCCCGCUAGCUGUCAGUUUGCCCCCUCUACUUAAAAGAUUUGAAAAGAAAGGCAUCCAUGGUAAUUACAGAUGUCUGGUGCCACCAGAAAAUGCUCUUGCUAAAUGCAGCCGGGAGCUAGAUUGCUUUUUUUACCCAUUGCUCCCCUAAAGAAAUUUGAUAUGAUUGUGAAUAUAUUUGAAAUCUUUUGAUUGCUUCUUCACACUUCAUGAUGUCUUAAGAAAAAGGCAAGCCAGUUGUUAAUUUCAAAAUCAGAUCUGUGUUCUCCCAAUUUAAAAAAUAUGACACUUGGAGCAAUUUCAUUUAAACUCCACAACCUGAAGGACCUUAUUUAUAGUUUUAGCUCUUGGCUUAAUCACUGUUUUAGAUGAUGUGUAAUUCUGAGCUUAAGCCAAGACCUAAUAAGGAAAGCAGGCAUUGUGAAGGUAGGGCAAGGAAUCCUGAGUGUCCACUAGAGCCAGGUAUGCUUUGUCUUCUGUUUUAAAUGAUCUGUGAAUUGAUCUGUUUUGGAGGUGUGCAACUGUAUAUGGAGAUAUCAGUUAGGAGUCCUUAUGGGUGUUGGGUCAUCCUUGCUAUAUCACCUCCUUUCCAGGGCCAGGGUGAAAAUAAAAGGAAGUCUGAUUGUAAGCCAAUAGCUUUGAUUCCGAUUUCAGAGCUUUGUGGGUGAGAGAAAGUUUGAAUUAUCUGGCGUGUACCCCUCUGGUGUCAGACAGAGCUGUUCAUGAAUUAUUUCAGACAUGUGGCUGUGGAUGGGAUUCUGGAUUUUCAGUGAAGGAGAGUCUGUAACCUACCCUGCUGAUCAGAUAGUUCUUUGUACAUCUUCCUUAUAGAAAUUCAAACCAGCCUUCUUUUGUUCAGCAUGUAGUGGAAAAAGAACAGCUGGUCACCUUCCGUGUAUUUGAAAACGACAGUGAAGUCAUCGCUCUGGUGUUUUUAUUUCAGUGAUAAAUAAUCCCACCCCUACUCAUUCCUCACAGCUCUUGUUUUCCAAGGGCUUAAUAAUUUUCACUGCUCUUCUGUUUCUCAGCUUCACACUCAGUUUAGUUGCCCAAAUAGAAGGUGGUGCCUUAUUCACAUUGGUGCCUUGUGAAGGCCAAGCUCAGGAUGGGGAUUAACAGAGAAAUUCUUAUGUACCCUGCUUCUCUUACUACUUAAAAAUUCAAAGGCACUUUUAAAAAAUGGUAUAUCACCUAAAUUCAUUUUGUGAGUUGAUUACCACAAUUUUUUUUCUUGGCAGUAGUCUUCUAUCAUAUAUGGGGUUUUUUCCCCUUUUGUGUUCAAACACUUGGUGCUUAUUCCUGAUGUGUCUAAUGUCAUUCCUGAGCUGCUUCAAGAUACUCUUCAAGACCAGCUCUUACCUUCUGAGUGGCAACCACCCCUCACUUCCAAUUUUGGAUUCUAUUUUUAUGUAUCUCUAGACAUUACCUUUAAUUCAUGACUCACAGUAUUAUUAAAUGGUGCAGACUUCAGAUUAGCCACAGGUGAAAUAGCAGUUGCUAAGGGCUAAUUUACUAAGAGGUCGAGUGAGGACCUCUUGGGAAUUUUGGUCAGUUGUCUUCCCUCCUGCUCUUCAGCUCCUCUCCAAAAUUCAGCGAGGACCACAGACUCCUCAAAGAGCUUUUCCAUUUCUAAAGGGCUGGAGCCAUAGCUCUGAAUUGACCAAGCACUGUGGUUUGCACAAGCAGAAGUCUGACAAAAGCAAACCAUUAUGACUGCAUAUGUGAUGCUUUAUCAAAGACAAUUUCAGUUGAGAAGAUCAAAGAAGCUAUCUUCUGUUUGUAUGUGACAUAGACAAAGUUGGCUGCUCCAGUCAUUAGACAAAAAGUUACAAUUGGAUGAUGCUAAUGUGUAAUCGUAUGUUAUUUUUAACAAGCAUCUUUUUUCUGUCUUAAGAAAAAAAUGUGAGUUUGGAGAGAGCAAAAACUUUUGUAAAAACCAAAUGUAUUCAUUUAGAGAGUAGGUAACUUCUAUUUUCACUGUUGGUUUGUUUUUUUUUUUUUGUUUUUCACUGCAGAAGCUCCCUGUUACUAUGUUCUGGGGGGAAAGCCUGUGGAACAGUGGUUAUUGCCAUUGUCUGUGUUUCAUCUUUAAGUUUCUCUUUUGUGAGGUUUGGUGGAAUAGUGAGCACUGACUGGCAGACUGUAGCAGUAUGCUAUAUUUUUACAUUGAAAAUGUUAUCAUCUUAUUUGAUUUGUACAUAACUCUGUAAAUAGUAGACCACAGCUGACAUUUGUAAAAUGU
This is a messenger RNA of Balaenoptera ricei (Rice's whale), 8298 nucleotides long. It is a transcript of the gene IL17RD, whose product is annotated as interleukin 17 receptor D. The record is from RefSeq and is a predicted model, not a curated record. Gene Ontology annotation, molecular function: interleukin-17 receptor activity. The transcript has 13 exons. NCBI's taxonomy places the organism in Eukaryota, Metazoa, Chordata, Mammalia, Artiodactyla, Balaenopteridae. The coding region runs from base 49 to 2250 and encodes 733 amino acids.